UACCCACUUUUUCUAGUGUCAGGUGAUAGCGAAAUUUUUCCGGCGGCGUGUAGACAUUACCAGACUAGAAUUACCUCUCAGCGAACAAGCACGAGAAAAUCUUCCAAGAAUCCAGGCUACUUCACGUUCCAUCUGCACGUGCUGAAUAGUAUAUGCUAUGCAGCCAGUAGUGCAUCACGUUGAGAUGUGCUGUCGUGAUGGGAGAAGUACACUAGCAUCACUCAAAAAUUAUGGGUUUAGACUUCACGCAGAGCGUGUUACACAUUUCUGCAAGCAAUGGGUCUUCAAAGUGGGGGAUGUUUUCUUCGUAAUCACCGAAAGACAAGAGAAUUAUGCAAAGCAUAGCAUAUGGAGGGAAAAUACAGUUCGAGCUGAGCCUUUUACAGUAAUGUGUUGCGAAGACAAGAGUACUCAUGAAGUGGAUACUGUUUUCAACGUGGCUCUUUCCGUAAAAAAUGUGAAACAUGUUACAAGAAGAGUUAGGUCCCUUGGAGCUUCAGUAAUUCAGCCACCAACAUCAGUCAAAGAUGAAAACGGUUAUGUUACUUACUCUAUUAUUCGUUCCUGCUGCGGUAAUGUCGUGCACACGUUAAUUAAUAAAGAUGAUUAUAGAGGGCAUUUUUUGCCUGGAUUUGAAACUGUACAUACUAUUAUUGAAGAUUCCUGUGUGACUACAGGGGUCACGCAUAUAGAUCACGUAACGUUAGCUUGCUUUCCUGGUGAUUCCUCGAGUGUUAUAAGUUGGUAUGAGUCUUGUUUUGGAAUGCAACGUUUUAGCAUCAGCAGGUAAGUUUUCAUUUUUUAC
Molecule: messenger RNA, 805 nt
Organism: Stegodyphus dumicola
Lineage: Eukaryota; Metazoa; Arthropoda; Arachnida; Araneae; Eresidae
Product: 4-hydroxyphenylpyruvate dioxygenase-like protein
Biological process (GO): aromatic amino acid metabolic process
Molecular function (GO): 4-hydroxyphenylpyruvate dioxygenase activity
Source: RefSeq, a predicted model, not a curated record